AUGUCCAACUCAAUUAUAGUCUUAAUAUCGGGGAACGGGAGCAACCUACAAGCCCUCAUCGACGCGGCAAAAGAUUCAACACUCAACGCGACAAUUACACUCGUAGUUUCCAACAAAAAAUCUGCAUACGGACUUGUACGCGCUGCCGAAGCCGGCAUACCAACACUGGUACUCACACUUAAAGAAUAUAUAGACAUUGGCAAAUCACGCGUCGACUACGACAUUGCGCUCGCAAAAAAAAUCAAAGAAUUAAAUCCCGAUCUGUUAGUGUUGGCCGGAUGGAUGCACAUCUUAUCCAAAGAGUUUAUCGACUACUUUCCUGAACAAAUUAUUAAUUUACAUCCGGCGUUGCCUGGACAAUUUGAUGGUGCGCACGCGAUAGAACGCGCGUAUGAGGCAUUUAAAAGGGGUGAGAUUACGGAGACGGGUGUUAUGGUGCAUAAAGUUAUUCCGGAGGUGGAUAAGGGUGAGCCGUUGCUUGUUGAGCGUGUGCCGAUACUAGAGUCUGAUACAUUGGAAGAUUUGGAAGCUCGUAUACAUUCAGUUGAACAUCGAUUGAUAGUGCAAGCUGUCAUUAAAUUUUUCAAAUUGGUUGCGUUUUAA
Molecule: messenger RNA, 603 nt
Organism: Ambispora leptoticha
Lineage: Eukaryota; Fungi; Glomeromycota; Glomeromycetes; Archaeosporales; Ambisporaceae
Source: the annotation of a GenBank genome assembly